This is a messenger RNA of Amoebophrya sp. A120, 6863 nucleotides long. NCBI's taxonomy places the organism in Eukaryota, Dinophyceae, Syndiniales, Amoebophryaceae. The record is from the annotation of a GenBank genome assembly.
UCAUAUUCUCAAAGAUAAAGGUUUUGACUUUCACGUAUCCUCGCACUUAGUAUUAGGUUUUAGUCUUCACUUUCACGUCAUUUUCCCAGUUGUGCUCGGUGUUUACUACAAUUUACCUUCCUCUCUAUGAGAAAUUGUGGCACUAGUCAUACUCAGAAUUCUCUUUCCCAAAAUUGUUGAAGUACAGAAAAAUGUGGCCUUCGCCAGCAUUGCAUACAAAUUGAUUCCCUUUGAUGCUUCAUCGCUGUAAAGGACGACAAGGAUUAUAGCGCCGAGGCUUCUCUGUGAAUAUUUUUGCCGCGAACCACCAGAAAACCUCGCUGGUGCCUCGUGUUGGCUCGCCACCCAUCGUGAAGAAGCAGUUUUAGUAAUCGUCUCGACAGGAGACGCAGCGACGGGGCGGCACGAUACCUGAAUGUAGUUGAAGCGGAAACCACACUUUCGAGACUACACUUGGAUACCGGGACGGCGCGGCAGGUAGGACAACUACACGUGAUGACAGAGGGCCUCUAGGGUUCCAGUUGCGACGGCUCCCGCGGAUUCCACCACACAUAACGUAGUUGUAGCCACCAAACCAACUGCUACUACAUCCACGACGGCGGGAAAGCAGUAGAAAGCGAAAUCGUAAUCGCCGCAUGGGCGAACGCAGCAAAUACGCAGCAUUUAUCAAUUAAUUUGGCGCGGCGCAGCAAGUGAAAAAGGACACGAGCCGCACCUGCAGCAUGAUUAGAUUUUGAUUUUAACUGCCGUUGAGUGUGCACCAGAGGCUACUGGACGAGGUCGUCCCGCCAGGACCUGCGUCGAAAAAAUCUGCGUGCAAAAAUUCUACGUGGUCAACAGGAGCAGCUCCUACAAUAGCCCAGCUUCUGGUUGCAAAGAACACCCCCACACGACGAGCUCCUGUCAACAACAUUGCACGCGAACAACCAGUGAGUAGUUGUUGUGCCGCAAGUCGUCCUGCUGGUCACGAGCGCUUAAAGUGAAGACCCAAGAAGGACCACAACGUGGUCGACGGACCAGCGAUCCACGAGCUAAAACGCGGAACUGCACCGAACCGCCGGAAAUAACGAGAAGAAGACAAAUAUCACCUCCUGCUACGUCAUUGUCUCCGAAAAAUCGUUCGAAGCAAGAAGAUGAUCUACCUCCUCAUCGCCUACGUACUGAUUAUCACCUUCGGCGCUGCUGUCUUCCUGAAGGGCAAGCCGGAGGGAAACUCCUUUUUUGACAAGAGCUGGCGGUUUUUCGUGCAGACGUAUCAACUGGAGUAAAAGUGUCGUACUCGUACUAAUGCUAACCGGGAUCAUGCUCGACAAAUCUAUAGUACGUGGUCGUCCCUGAGUUAGUAUAGCAUGACAGGUUGCAUUAUUGUAUUGUAGAAAAACAGAAGGUUGUAGAUGCUGCCACCAGUGCGAGGAUGCUUUUGCAGUGCAUAAGGCCGUCCCCAAGGCGGUAAUAGCGGUCGCAACAACACUCUGCGGACAGCGGGGCGAGAAUGCAGUGCGCGGCUGCUGGAAUCUAUGCUGGGAAAGAACACUUUCUGAAUCAAGGGCGCAUUGUCCCAGAAGAACGCGUUGCACCACUAGCAGCGCCAUUCUUUGAAGACGAAUGAAUUGCUCAAAGAUGCAUAUGAUCUACUGUUGUGGUAAAAAGCAUAGGUGAGAUCUUUGCGCGUCUCUUCUAGGCCUGCGCAAAGGCUCCUUCUGGGACGAGUAUCAGCGAGCGUGGUUCAGAAAGCUUCCGCAGAAUAACGCUACGUGGUACGCGGGUUUAGAAUUAUGUGCGGGUCAUUUUUGAAAAACAAAUAACAUAUGAAGGAUAAAUGUCGUGACAGUGAAGUCUUUUGCAGCGAAAUUGACUUGUCCACGCCGAACUGUUUGGCAAAAUAAACUUCAGGUAUGGCAAAACAACCCGCUGGUGCAGAUCUUUUACCUUGGGAUAAUAUGUUACAAUCGGCAACGCCUUCGCCUUCUCCUUUCGUACUUAUAAGUACACAGUACAGCAAAGAUUCAUGAAAUUUAGCAUGACAACUUCAACAUGCUUUUCGGAAUGCACAGAACACGAUCAAGUUCAUAGGAGAAGUCGAAGCAGGACAUUUCCCGUCUGAUACUUGCUGCGGCUACUUCAUUUCUAUCGAUGGAAGCGGUCCGAUCGUCGCGGCGAUAGAUUGUACUUAAUUGGCGCGCGAGAAUCACCAAUUUCUUAUGCGCAAUUUGUUUGCUUCCUCAGGGACAAUUUUUGUCAUGCUCACGGUGAUGACGGACGGCAUUGUGCUUAAUGUGUUUUAUACUUUGUGCUGCUGUGACAUAGCACCCGCAACCUAACCCGCCGUAGACCGAUCCCUUUUACCCUGGACACUUGUCACGUUGCACGCACACCCGGAAAUCCGUAUCCAAGAAGAAUCAGCAAUUGAUGUCAAUAGCACGACCCGCACGGGCAAAACACGCACUCGUGCCGUGUUCCCCACCAGUUUGUAGAGAAGACGCAUCCCCCGGGAGCAUAAAGGUAGCGCGCUCCCAAAAUUACUACAAAAUAACAGAAACCAAGACAGAAACCCAUCGGGGCAAACUUUAUUCACGGACGGUAUGCUUGGUCUUAGAAUAUCCUCGCGAGUAACGUUACCGAACAAUAAAGGACUCAGCAAUAUCAAUUGCUCGUUUUCUGCAGCAUACGGCCAAACAAGUACUAAUAUUUUCCUUUUUGUCGCAGUCGCUGUAAGAGCAGUGCGCUUGGAUCGAAAUGAAAUUUUCGUUGCCGGAGGGGCGUGCUUUCAACUUCAGUAAGUACCAGGGCGAUGUUUGUUUCGAUGAGCUAUGCGCAGAUAAAUACAUCAAUGCGCAACGCGAAGUAAAAAUUUUAGGUACAUCGGCGAACACCACAAGUACGAUAUCAAAAUGAAAAAAGUUCAUUUACAGCCUAGUAUGUAAUACAGUAGACAACCAGCACAUUGUGAUGCAAAGCCAAAGCGCCUACAGAAAAUGUAAUGAGAUCAUAUUGUGUUGCGUGAAACAAAAAGUAGAAAAUGACCUUGUGCAUUCUACACGCACGAAGCCAAGAAAUGUGAAUCUGAAUUCUGUCGAAUUACACGCGCAGCAGCAAACUGCUGAAGUAGGUAAGGUUGCAAAUUUAAUCGCUUGUAAUUUUACUAUUUCAUUUUGAUAUACAGUGGAUUUGCCGCUUUCUUGAUCUGCAUCUACUAUUUCGGGUAUGCUCGGAACAGAGGAUCAGAGUUUCUCUCUUGUCCGAAAUUCCAUGCUAGACGUGUAGUUCUUGCAUAGCAAACGCUAAAGCGAAUAGUCGGAUAUGCCUAUGCCUGCAUGUAAGUUAUGCAUGACAGAGUACGUUACACGUGAGCAUGACAUGGUUUGGUAGACUUAGGACAAGGAGAAACUACUUUUCGAGUUGCAUACGGUUAUGGCCAGCUUCAAAGAUCCCGGUGUGGUGACGUCACGAAAUGUGAAGGUAUGAAGUGCAAAGGUAUCGUACGUAGUAUAAAUUGCAUCACAAAUUAGCUCCUCAGCAUUACAAAUGAAGUUUGUAAUGCUGUUUUACCUUAGGAGAGAGAUUUGUCAUGCAUAACAGCAAUUAGUACGAGCGCGAUGCUUUUGCACUGUAUAGAAGGCCUUGGUGAACUAUUUUCCCGCCGACGGGCAGAUAUUCGAUCCGACUCAGGAGUGUACGACUUGCAAAAUACCGAAGCCGGGAAGGAGUAAACACUGCAGCUUGUGUUAUGAGAAGUGAAAAAUGACGAAGCAGCACUUCUGGUUCUGGGCAAUUUCUUGCUAGACUUGAGCCCUACCUUACUAUACGUGUAACGGUAAAUGUCAACAUAGAAGAUUUACUUAUUUGCCCGUAGCCCGCCGUCGUUCCAAGUGCUACCGGGUCGUCUUCCUCCCAUACGCACAACCACUGUGUCGCCAAAUUUGACCACCACUGCAUAUGAAUUGCAAAAGCAUGGCACUACGUAUAAAUUGCAUUGCAAAAAAUUUUGGCAAAAAGAAAUGGAAUUUGCUAAUGCUGUUUUACCUUUAGGAAGAUGAUUUGUCAUGCAUAUUUGCAAUCAGUGCGAGUGCGAUGCUUUUGCAGAGGAUGCCACAUCUGGAUCAACAACUGCGUCGGCCUCCAAAACCACUACUACUUCAUGAUGUUUUUGCUUUCCAACGGUCUCAUCUGCCUCUACUGCCUGGCGUAACGAAAGUGAAAACAGCUGAGUCAACAUCAACCAGGAGCUUGCAAAUAAAAUGCGGAGCAGGAACAACUGUGAAGCGCUCUGUAGAGGAGAUCUUGCUCUUGUUGUACUUCUACUUAUAAGAGAUUCAAAUUAGUUAGCCAGUACUUCUAGGGAAUAUGAGGAAUGAUGCUAGUCCUCGACCUCGUCGUGAUAGUGAUUCUGUUUGUGAUUUAUUCGCUACUUCGCCUGGCAAAUAGUUGUUUUGACGCAGCGAUUUUCGUUCAUACGCCGCUCGGAGGGCCGAUAUUGUAUCAUAUCAUUGAGAAGAGAAAGCUCUGGGAAGCGGUACUAGUAGUCUACGUCUAGUUAUUUCGUUUGCUAUACUUCAUCGAGAAGUUGUCAAGGUCCUUUCAUCUGCAAUUUCCUUUCCCUCAUGUUUUUGCGAAGAGAUCAAAGCAGAAGAUUUCGGAACACUAAAUCCAAUUCAACAUCAAAACUCAGGUAUUCAUUGACCCUGUGACCAAGGAACGCUAUCCGGCCAGUUUUUGGGUUAUCGGGCAGUACCUCAUGGCGACGAAGGGGUAUUUGCUCUUUCUCGUGCUCCUGUGUGGCAUGAUGUUCAUCAUUCUCGUGGGAUUCUUCCUGUGGCACGCGUAUUUGGUUGUCGCCGCGACCACCAGUCUAUGGAUUGCAAAAGUAUCGUACUUGUGCAAAUCGCAUAAAUCGUAAAAAUACAAUUUUGUUCAGAAGAAGGAGAAAUGAAAUUUGUAAUGCUGGUUUGGUUAACAAACUAAAUGUGUCAUGCGCGAUUGCAAUCAGUACGACUGUGAUACUUUUGCAAAGCAUACAUCAAUGAGCUACAGAAGUGGGGAUCCCUCAGGUGGGCUCUCGGAGAAAAGUACAAGGAUGAUCAAAAGGAGUACUCCGAAGCCCUUGCAGCCUAUAUCCUGUGCAAAAAUGAUUUUCGUACUUCUCGUAGUGAAAUUGCAAUACAGCAUGAGAAAUAUGGUUUGAAAGGGAAAUCAGCAUUACAAAUUGAUUCUCCGCCUGACUCCACGACCCGGUGGCCCUUUGGCUUGUGUUUAUUGUUUGGUCGGUGUAGCAUUACAAAUUCUCUCUGUAACUUUUUUCGUGAAUAAGUUUGAUUGCAAUUUCCACUGAAGAAAUGCAAAACUUUUGCAAUGCAUAGCAGAUGAGGAGCAGCAAAACCUUAUUCUCACGGGUAUGGGACUCUCAAACGUUAGACUCUCAACAGUUUCAUGAUUUGCCGUGCGAAAUUACAACAAGCUGCCACGUGAUAAAGCUGCUGCGCAUGACAAAUUUCAGAAGGGGUGAACAGCGUGAAAAUUUGUGGCGAAUUCGUUCUGUGAGGGUUGCCAGCUCGCUGCCGUCAUAUUAAUAUUUGCCAUUCUUGCAUCACAAAGUAAAAUAAUUGUAACAGUUGAGAAUGCAGCAGUUGAGAAUCUCAUAACGGAUUCAGCACUUCCUGAGAACGAGCCGAUCCUCGAGAAGCCGGACCCCCCGGAAGACCUUUAUGCGUUGCAAAUAUGUCCACUCGGGUUUGCGAGAAGGAGCACUCAACUUGUCAUGCUAAAUGCGGCUGGCAGUAAAAUCUGUGAUGCAUGAGCGGAAAAAUAUCUUUGGUUUUCGUGAUGCUGGAUCCGAGAAUGGGUUUAUUUCAUGCGCGUUGGGCAUGUUGAAGGAGCACUUCUGCGUUCUUGUGCUGCAUGACAAACUUCUGCGUUCUUGUUCCAGACCCCAAGAACAUUUUUGGAUUUGCGUCGGAUACCCUGCGGAAGAUGAUGAAGAAUACAUACAACAAGGGCUUCUGGAAAAACUGGCGACUUGUGGUCUUUCCCCCGGACGUACACUCGGAGCGGUUUAUUUAUGGCGUUCUCAAACGUUACAUUCUCAACUGUUACAUGAGUCUGUAAUGCAAAAAUGGAAAAGCGAAAGGGCGAAGAUUGCAAAAAAUGCAUUACAAGUCCCGCGCAGAUCAUUUAGGUGCUGUGUAUCCCUUCGCAAAUUUGUCAAUCGAAGCAGCUUCAUCCUGUGGAUCACGAUGGUAGUUUUGCAUGACAAACCAUGUAACAGUUGAGAAUGUAACGCUUGAGAGCUCCAUAUUAUUCGCGAAAACGAGGCCCCUCCUGCAGCAGACAAUGAGGGCGCAGGGGGCGGUGGCAGCGGGAGUCAAAGUGGUAAAAGUAGAACGGACGACCAAGACCAACAGAACAAGGAGAACAAGAACUCGCAGAAUAGCAAGGAAAGCAAAUCGGGCGGUAACAAGAAGGAGGGAAAGAAAGCGAGAUGAAGUUUUAAAUUCCGGAGGAGCUGUUCGUGUGUCGAAGAAGAGGUGGUUGUGAGGCUGCAUUUGUGGUCUGGGCUACGUUGCCGACACCGCUGUUCUUUUUCCCGAGAAGAACGAUCCCACAUCGGCUAGGUACACUCAGAGUCAGAGAUCUGAUAGCGCGAUGAAUUUAGUAGCUUUAGUGACUGGUCAAGAACUUGAAUAUAGAAGAGAAGUCUUUUUCUGCCUUGUGUGCGAGGUAGAGCUUUAAGGUGACUUUUGUGAAGCACCUUGCGGAGCAUAAAUGGGUCUGCUGGGAAAUAAUACGAAAACGAAUUGAGCAAAUGAAGCAGGAUUGCUUAUGCUUAAUACAGAUGGCAAAAGUGGCACCGUGGAGGUGCAGGACAU